AUGGCGCUCAGCAGAACCACCCGCCAUGCCACCAGACUGGCCCAGGCCUCGCGACCACUCUUUUCGGCUCGCCACUAUGCGACCGCCGAGCCGGACCUCAAGUCUGCUCUGAAAGAGGUUAUUCCCGCUAAGCGCGAGCUCCUACAAAAAGUCAAAGCCCAAAGUGACGAAACCAUUGGCGAGACCAAGGUGGGGAGCGUCAUUGGAGGCAUGCGUGGCCUCAAGGCGAUGCUGUGGGAGGGAUCGGUGCUGGACGCCGACGAGGGCAUCCGGUUCCAUGGAAAGACGAUCAAGGACUGCCAGAAAGAGCUUCCCAAGGGCACCACUGGGACUGAAAUGCUUCCCGAGGCUAUGUUCUGGCUUCUCUUGACAGGCCAGGUCCCCUCCACCUCCCAGGUGCGCGCUUUCUCCAAGGAGCUCGCCGAGAAGUCGUACCUGCCCCAGCACAUCCUGGACCUGAUAAAGUCCUUCCCCAAGAAUAUGCACCCAAUGACACAGCUUUCGAUUGCUGUCGCUGCUCUGAACACGGAGUCCAAAUUUGCUAAAGCCUACGAGAAGGGCCUGAACAAAGCCGAGUAUUGGGAGCCCACUUUCGAUGACUGCAUUUCCCUACUUGCAAAAAUCCCCCCGCUCUUCCGCCCUAACGAAAUUGAUGCUGUUGGUAGCCAAACUCUGGAUGUUGCGCAGGACUGGGCCUACAACUUUGCUGAGCUGCUCGGCAAGGGCGGCGAGAAGAACAGCGACUUCCACGAUCUUCUCCGUCUGUACCUGGCUCUCCACGGAGACCACGAGGGUGGAAAUGUCUCCGCCCACGCUACUCACCUGGUCGGUAGUGCUCUGAGUGACCCUUUCCUCAGCUACAGCGCUGGACUUCUCGGUCUUGCCGGCCCCUUGCACGGCCUUGCUGCCCAGGAAGUUCUCCGCUGGAUCAUGCAAAUGCAGGACAAGAUUGGCACCAAGUUCUCUGAUGAAGAUGUCCGCAGCUAUCUGUGGGACACCCUUAAGUCCGGCCGUGUCGUUCCUGGCUACGGUCACGGUGUUCUGCGCAAGCCCGACCCUCGCUUCCAGGCCCUGAUGGAUUUUGCCGCGACCCGCCCUGAUGUCCUUGCCAACCCUGUCUUCCAGCUGGUCAAGAAGAACUCUGAGAUUGCUCCCGGUGUUUUGACUGAGCACGGAAAGACCAAGAACCCCCACCCCAACGUCGACGCUGCCUCCGGUGUUCUCUUCUAUCACUACGGCUUCCAGCAGCCUUUGUACUAUACGGUUGCCUUUGGUGUUAGCCGUGCCCUUGGGCCCCUGGUUCAGCUCAUCUGGGACCGUGCUCUGGGUAUGCCCAUUGAGCGCCCCAAGAGCAUCAACCUGCUCGGUCUCCUUAAGAAAUAA
Messenger RNA from Penicillium maclennaniae, 1383 nucleotides. RefSeq names its product putative citrate synthase Cit1 (gene mcsA). Bases 1 to 1383 code for a protein of 460 amino acids. Lineage: Eukaryota; Fungi; Ascomycota; Eurotiomycetes; Eurotiales; Aspergillaceae. Gene Ontology annotation, molecular function: 2-methylcitrate synthase activity. The record is from RefSeq and is a predicted model, not a curated record. Gene Ontology annotation, biological process: carbohydrate metabolic process; tricarboxylic acid cycle. Gene Ontology annotation, cellular component: mitochondrial matrix. The transcript is spliced from 4 exons.